CAGUCUCGACUGCGACCUUCCUCAAUGCUCAACCCCCACAUUUACUGACAUCGGCACAAAUUGAUCUUCAAGACCCGUUUUCUUAUCUUUAGUUUCUCCAACAUCAUCUGAAUCUAUCAUUCCUGCGUUCAUUUCCUGCGCCUCGUUAUCAUGUCCCUACAAUGAGCUUCCUCCCCCAAUUCGGCAAUCUGCCCCCCAUUCAAACUCGCAAGGCCUUGCUCCUCCUAGAUCUCCAAAAUGACUUUAUUCGCUCUACCGGGGCGCUUCAUGUCCCGAACACAGCCGACUUUUUGGAAGUGAUCCCCCAACUAGCCAGCACUUUCCGCCGCAAUGGAGACGUGGUUUGGGUGCGCUCCCAUGCCCAGUCCCAACAACCUCUAACCAGCCCAUCGGACGCCCAAGACCUCGUGGUCCUCGGUCGAGCAGACCAAACUUUACAACCACAGAGCGCCCUCGACGGCGAUAGCCAGGAUGGCGACGAAAGCAUGGAUGAGGAGGCCUUCCUCUCAGCCAAGCAACCUCGGUGCUGUCUGCCGCAGACGCCCGGGGCUAAGUUCCCCGCACCGGUAGUGGCUGCGAUAGACCCGGAGUCAGAUACCCUCAUCAUCAAAUCAGAAUACUCAGCCCUGAGAGACCAUAGCCUGAUUCUAUCUUUCCGCACGCGGUUCAUCACCGAACUCUACCUCUGCGGAUCUCUAUCCAACAUUUCGGUCUACGCCACCGCCCUCGACGCUGCACGACAUGGUUUCUCCGUUACCCUGAUCGAAGACUGUCUAGGGUACCGCAGUUUCCCACGCCACGAAGAAGCCAUGCGGCGCAUGGCAGACAUCUUCGGCGCGAGCGGGAUCACCACGCAGGAGCUCUUCGAAGAGCUCGACUGGGCGGAAACCGACGCAAUCGCGCGGGGUAGUAGCACGCACCGCCCCCUGCGCACGGUAACCCCAGCAGGAAUCGAGGGCGUAAUGGAAGGACUGGACUUUGGUGCGCAAUCGCGAUCGGCGACGAAGAAGGAAGCGAGCGCGGAGGCUCCCGCGGUGGGCGGGGGCCGGCGCCGCCGCAUCGAAGAUCUCAUGGCGGAGUUUUCCGAUCCCGAAAACCAGAGUCUACAGGAACUGGCGAGCUACACGCGCUCGCGCGUCCGGAAUGCGGCCUCGGAAGCGAAUACCCCCCAAGUUGGGGCCCAGAAGGCGCGCAUACGUGUCCGUCGUACAAAGAAACCGGAUGCCAAGAGCGAGGCGGGUUCGCGCACAGACCAGCCGCGGCGAAGUGACCGGGCGAGAAAACAAGAGGUGUAUAGGCCUGGGGAUGUCAUCGGGGAGGGCGACUCGCGGAUUGUGUAUGAUUUGGAGUUACCGGAGGAGGCUUUCGAGAAGAUACGCGAUGAAGUCGCUUGGCAGAAGAUGUAUCAUCUGUCAGGGCAGGUCCCUCGACUGGUGGCGGUGCAGGGGCGAGCCCUGGAUGACGGAUCUGUCCCCAUCUAUCGUCAUCCAGCGGACGAGUCGCCGCCCUUGCAGCCUUUUACUCCGACGGUGGACGCGGUGCGGUCUGUUGUUGAGCUUAUUCUCGGUCAUCCGCUCAACCACGCGCUGAUCCAAUUGUAUCGCGAUGGACAGGACAGGAUCUCGGAGCAUUCGGAUAAAACUUUGGAUAUCGUGCGCGGCUCGUCAAUCUGCAACGUCAGCCUCGGGGCGCAGCGGGUGAUGGUCCUGCGUACCAAGGGGAAGGAGUCCGAGGGCACAAGUGACGGUCGCCUCACGCAGCGUGUUCCCAUGCCGCACGAGUCGCUCUUCAUCCUGGGUGAGAAGACCAACAUGCGGUGGUUGCACGGUAUUCGACCCGAUAAACGCGCCAUUGAUGAAAAGUCGUCCGAGGAGCGAGCGUACGGCGGACAGCGAAUUUCGCUGACGUUUCGACACAUCGGCACUUAUCUCAGUCCGACCGAAGACGCGAUCUGGGGCCAAGGUGCAGUCGCCAAGACUCAGGACAGUGCCCGUCCAGUAAUUCAUGGCCACCCGGCGGAGACCGAGCGCAUGAUCCGGGCAUUCGGACAAGAGAACCACGCGACUGAUUUUGACUGGGACGGUGUCUACGGCGGGGGCUUCGAUGUUGUGAAUUUUGUGACGGCCACCACGGCCAAGCUUGUGCUGGGGCCGGACCCUGUGGCUAACUUCCGCAUCCGUCUGUGUUUGAAUGAAAACGGACUUCGCUACGAUGCCACACAUUCAGCAAGCACUUACCCCGACAAGCUGCCGGUGUUUAUUGAUGCCAAUGGGGCCGAGGUUGCCGGUGACACGAAUAUCAUGGCGCACCUGGCCAAACACGCGUUGGAGUUAGUGCGACCGGGGGUGGACGCACUGCGUGGCGGAAACCUCCUGUGCGAGAUCAACCAACUACUAGCCAGCUGCCGCGACCAGAAGAGCUCGACUGGUAAUAUUGAGUUGCUGAGCAGGUGGGAAGCGGCGCUUCGGGAACAACCGUUUGCCAGCGGCGCCGCCUUUGGAAUAGAUGAUUGUUCGCUCUUCCCUGUGCUUUGGGAAAUUCAGACGACCAACCCACUAUUGAUUGCGUCGUAUCCGAAUCUGAUGCAAUACUACAGUCGAGUGGAGAAGCGGGGAAUAGUGAAGACUACAUUGGAGGAGAUGGCAUAAAGGCACAAAUCCUGCAGACUUAUAGGGGCGGCUUUCGCUUAUGGGCUCAAGUGAUACAGUCAGAU
Molecule: messenger RNA, 2713 nt
Organism: Aspergillus homomorphus CBS 101889
Lineage: Eukaryota; Fungi; Ascomycota; Eurotiomycetes; Eurotiales; Aspergillaceae
Product: isochorismatase family protein family
Exons: 1
Coding region: 162-2648 (828 amino acids)
Biological process (GO): DNA repair; DNA alkylation repair
Cellular component (GO): nucleus
Molecular function (GO): dioxygenase activity
Source: RefSeq, a predicted model, not a curated record